Messenger RNA from Drosophila grimshawi, 5038 nucleotides. RefSeq lists its product as uncharacterized. Gene Ontology annotation, cellular component: cytoplasm. Gene Ontology annotation, biological process: actin filament bundle assembly. NCBI's taxonomy places the organism in Eukaryota, Metazoa, Arthropoda, Insecta, Diptera, Drosophilidae. Gene Ontology annotation, molecular function: actin filament binding. Bases 13 to 4887 code for a protein of 1624 amino acids. The record is from RefSeq and is a predicted model, not a curated record. The transcript is spliced from 14 exons.
AAUCUGAAUAGAAUGCAUGCCCAUCAGCUGGACUCGUAUCUGGCUGGGAUGCCCAUGGGUAUGAGCAUGUCGGGCCCAAUGCAUCCGGGGAACAUUUCUGGCAACGAAAGACCCAAUGGAGGCGCAUUGGCAUUACAUUAUGCAGCGGCCAGGGGCUGCCUGGACUGUGUCCAGUUGCUGGUUGCCGCAUCUGUAGAUAUUUGCUAUUUUUCAACUAUCAACGUUAAGAAGGGCCUGCUGGGCCGCAUGACCACAAGUCUGACCUCGUACCGUCGCAGCAAGCAGAAGAGCAAAUCCAACAAUGACAUACACACCAUCAUCUCAACGGAGGUGAACUGCGUAACUACUGCCAUACUCAGCAGCAGCAACAGCAACAGCAACAAUACAAAUAACAAUAAAAAAAGGAGCGAUAGCAGCAGCAGCGUCAGCAGCAGUCAUAGCAACGGCCCCGAUCCGGAUACGGAGCACGUGGCAGACACAGCAGCCGCACUCAGUCCAAAUCACAAUCGAAAUCAUCAGCACAACAAUAGUAGCAAUCAGGAGGAUAUCAAUCCCAGCGAACAUCUAAGCGAUCUCUCUAUCGAACGUAUGAUGGAGGCGCAUCAGAGAAAAGUCUCCAGUGCUAUGGGCGCCAACGGUGACUCAAUUGGGGAUGAGAGUGCGCCCAUGUUGGCCACUGGGGCUGGUCAGGGUCGCAAGGAGCAAAACAAUCGACGCAGCGUCGUGAGCGCCAAUACGCAAAUGGACAAUGAUGUCACGCCCGUUUAUCUGGCCGCCCAGGAGGGGCAUUUGGAGGUGCUCAAGUUUCUGGUGCUUGAAGCCGGCGGUUCUCUCUAUGUACGCGCACGCGACGGCAUGGCACCGAUCCAUGCCGCUUCACAAAUGGGCUGCUUGGAUUGCCUCAAAUGGAUGGUGCAGGAUCAGGGCGUUGAUCCCAAUUUACGUGAUGGCGAUGGUGCCACGCCACUGCAUUUUGCCGCCUCUCGUGGCCAUCUGUCUGUGGUGCGCUGGCUGCUCAACCAUGGUGCUAAACUGUCUCUGGACAAAUAUGGCAAAUCGCCAAUUAACGAUGCGGCCGAAAAUCAACAGGUUGAGUGUCUCAAUGUAUUGGUGCAGCACGGCACCACCGUGGAUUACAACAAUAAGAACAAUUCACAGCGUCACAAGUCGCAGCACCAACAUCAGCAGCAGCAUCAGCAGCAGCAGCAACAUCAACAUCAACAGCAACAACAGCAGCAGCAACAACAACAACAUUUGAGCAGCAGCUGCAACUCGAAUACGAAUUCCAGCAAGCAGACGAGCCGCAGCAACACCAUCAAAUCGAAAUCCUCAUCCACGCUCAGCUCCGAUGUGGAGCCAUUUUAUUUGCAUCCGCCCGCUGUGACUGCAGCCGCUGCUGCUGCUGGCGUUGGCAUUGGCGGCAUUGGCGUUGGCAUCACGCGCAAAAACAGCGACGCUUUGUACUCGCAGCAGUCGCGCAGCUCAUCGGAGAAGCUUUAUGGGUGCAACGGGGCAUCGGGCGGCAGCGUGGCGGGCGGCACAAGCACGGGCGGCGGCGCACUGCUGCCAAACGAUGGGCUGUAUGUGAACCCAAUGCGCAAUGGUGGAAUGUAUGCGACACCGUCGCCGAAUGGCAGCAUAUCGGGCGAGUCGUUCUUUCUGCACGAUCCGCAAGAGAUCAUCUAUAAUCGGGUGCGCGAUUUGUUCGUCGACUCGGACUGCAGCAGCGUGAAGCAGCACCAGAUGCCGCACCCAUUGCACUCGAUGCAGUCAAAGGUUAACAGCAAUGCGAUUAUGACCAUUCAGGCCGAUGUCCAUUCCAGUUCCAGUGGCGCCGGCAGCGGAUCCGAUGAGUCCGUCUCCAUCUCGUCCAGCUUCAACUCGCCAAAGAGCAGCAGUCAUCACCACAGCAACAGUCACAGUCACAAACAUCAUCAGCAUUCGCAUUCGCAUCAGAUGCGCAGUCAGAGCUUCAAUCGGCAUGGCAGCAGCAGCAACGUAAGCAGCGGCGGCAUUGCCAAAAAUAAUCAACAAAAGAGCAUCAGCAGCAACAUAAGCAACAGCAAUGCCAAUCAGAAUGGCGAUCAUGACUACGAGGAUAUUUAUUUGGUGCGCGAAGAGUCCCGCAAGCAAAAUCAGCAACAUCAUCAACAGCAGCAGCAUCAUCAGCUGCAGCAACAGCAGCAAAUGCAGCAACAGCAACAAAUGCAGCAACAGCAACAAAUGCAGCAGCAGCAACAGCAGCAGCAGCAGCAACAACAGCAACAGUUGCAACACAAAUACAAUGUGGGCAGAUCGCGCUCCCGCGACAGUGGCUCCCACUCACGCUCCGCCAGCGCCAGCUCCACGCGCAGCACAGAUGUGGUCUUGCAGUACAGCAAUCAUCAUUUGAACAACAAGCGCAAUAACUACAACAACAGCAGUGGCAGCGGCAGCAAUGGCAAUGGCAAUGGCAGCAACAACAACAACAGCAACAACAACAACAUGAGCAUGUUGAAUCGCAACAAAUCGCAUUCGAUGAUUGGUCUACACAGCAGCAAGUACGAUUCAAGCACAAAGGACAACUAUAGCGGCAAGAAUGUGAAUCUUAACCAGAAUCUGAAGAAUCAGCUGCUCAAUGGUGGCAUCAAAAGCGAUACAUACGAGAGCGUCUGCCCGCCCGAGGAUGUCGCUGAACGCACCAAGCAGACCCACAAGAACUCCAUGAUACGCAACAAUUUGGCGGAUGCGAGCAUCAAUAGCAACAGCACAAGCAACAUUAAUCAAAUCAACAAUAACACCAACACCAGCAACAACAUGAGCAAUAGAAAUCUGAAGCGUGUCUCAUCGGCGCCACCAAUGCAAAAUUUAGCCGUGGUUAAUGGGCCUCCGCCGCCGCCUUUGCCACCGCCGUUGCGUGCUGCGGUGCAACGCAACAACUUAAAUCCCGAACACUCCAGUAACAACGGCAAUAACAUAUACAUGAAGAAUCACUUUGGUGCGACACCAGCAACACCAGCGACAGCAACAACUGUUGGCUCAGCUGGCGGACACGAGACGGUGGACUCGGAUUCGGGCCUGGAGGUGGUCGAGGAGCCUAGCUUGCGACCUUCGGAACUGGUGCGGGGCAAUCACAAUCGCACCAUGUCCACUAUAUCAGCGAACAAGAAAGCCAAGCUUCUCAAUGGCAAUGGCAGCGCCAGCGCCAGCGGCAACGGCAACAGCAACGGUAAUGGAAGCGCGUCAGCCGACGCAGCAGCAGCAGCAGCAGCAGCAGCAGUUGGCUCCGCUGACAAUGGGGAGGGGCACUAUCAUCAGCAGCAGUCGGCGGGCAGCAUCUAUGGCUAUGCGGAGGGACCGGGUGGCAUGCAGCGCAACAACAGCAUCAGUAACAGCAACAGCAACAGCAAUAGCAACUGUCAGCUGCCCUUGCACUAUCAACAGCCACAGCAGCAGCAGCAAUCGUUGUACGCACCGAGCAUCUAUGGAGUGGGUUCUUCCGCCGAAGAUCACUAUGAGCUGCAGCAGUCACAGUAUGGCGGAAUUUAUGCCGGCGAGGGUGCAGCUAGCAUCGCUGGCGUUCGGUCUGGGGGCCCCAAUUUGGUCAACAAACAGCUGGUGUUGCCGUUUGUGCCGCCCAGUUUUCCCAACAAAUCACAAGACGGCGUCACGCAUCUCAUCAAGCCGUCGGAGUAUUUGAAGAGCAUUAGCGAUAAGCGUUCGUGUCCAUCCUCGGCCCGCUCCACAGACACGGAGGAUUACAUGCAGAUACAGAUUGCUCAACAACAGCAUCAGCAUCAUCAUCACCAGCAUCCUCAUCAGCAUCCGCAUCAUUCGCAUGCGCUGGGCAUGGGUGAGCAGCCGCCGUUGCCACCGCCUCCGCCACCAUUGCCGCACCACAUGAUGCCGCCGCCAAUGCCAAUGUUACUGCCUGCAAUGGCCGGCGAUGCCACCAGCAAGUCCCAGAAGCCCAAGAAGCCCCAUGGCUCGGCAGCGCCCAACAGCCAGGAUACGGCCACACGCAAACAACAUCAGCCACUGUCCGCAAUAUCCAUACAGGAUUUGAACAGCGUACAGUUGCGUCGCACCGACACACAGAAGGUGCCAAAGCCGUACCAGAUGCCGGCGCGCAGUCUGAGCAUGCAGUGCUUGACAACCAGCACGGAUACUUAUCUGAAAACCGAUCUGAUAGCCGAGCUGAAGAUAUCAAAAGACAUACCCGGUAUUAAGAAGAUGAAGGUGGAGCAGCAGAUGGCCAAUCGCAUGGACUCGGAGCACUAUAUGGAGAUAACGAAACAGUUCACGGCCAACAACUAUGUGGAUCAGAUACCAGAAAAGGAUCAGGCCGGCAAUGCCAUACCCGACUGGAAGCGUCAGAUGAUGGCUAAGAAGGCGGCUGAGCGUGCCAAAAAGGACUUUGAGGAUCGCAUGGCCCUCGAGGCGGAAUCACGUCGUCUCUCCCAAAUACCGCAAUGGAAACGCGAUCUUUUGGCGCGUCGCGAAGAAACUGAAAACAAGCUGAAAGCGGCCAUCUACACGCCCAAAGUGGAGGAGAACAACCGCGUUGCAGACACCUGGCGCCUCAAGAACCGCGCCAUGUCCAUCGACAACAUUAAUCUGGCCACCUGUGGCGGCGGCCUCAACGUCGAGCAGCAUUAUCAGCAGCUGCAGCUACUCCAACAGCAGGUGCAACUGGCCAAUCCGCAGGGUAACAACAAGGAAAAUUACAGCGAUGUGUCCUCAGCAUCCAAGCCCGGCGAUAGUGAGCCACCGCUGUCGCCACCGCCACCACCACCCCAGCAGCAGGAUGCUCAAGACAAUGGCGAGGAGAAGCAGAAUGACAAUGACAACAUCAUUCCUUGGCGCGCCCAGCUGCGCAAGACCAACAGUCGCCUGAGCUUGAUCUGAACUCGGCAUCUUUGCGUUUAAGUCUCUUAUAUUGCAUUUUUUUUUUUGUCCAUUCCCCUCAAUGCGAAAAUAUUAAACUUAACGAGCGUGCAAUUCAUAAAAAUAUAUAUUUCAAUAUGCGAGUGAAAUACAUUUAAAUGUAUGCAUGUCU